This is a messenger RNA of Pedinophyceae sp. YPF-701, 2445 nucleotides long. The record is from the annotation of a GenBank genome assembly. NCBI's taxonomy places the organism in Eukaryota, Viridiplantae, Chlorophyta, Pedinophyceae.
AUGAGGCGCAACAUCCUGGUCGCCAUCUUCCUCUUCGCCUUGCUCGGCGCUUUCGCUAUUCCAGUCGCCCGUGCGGAGACCGCUGAGCCCGCCGCGGCCGAGGGCGAUGCCGCCAGCGACGAACCCGCGCGCCCGCCGCGCGAGUCCGAGACGUUCACGUUCCAGGCCGAGGUGAAGCGUCUCCUCGACAUGAUCAUCAACUCUCUGUACAGCCACCGCGAGAUCUUCCUGCGCGAGCUGAUCUCGAACGCGUCGGACGCGCUGGACAAGCUGCGCUUCAUCGCGCUGACCGACCCCAAGGUGAUGGAGGCCGACGACGGGAGCACGCCGGACAUGGAGAUCCGCAUCAGCGCGGACAAGGAGAAGAAGGUGCUGUACAUCCGCGACUCGGGCAUCGGCAUGACCAAGGACGACCUGGUGCAGAACCUGGGCACCAUUGCCAAGUCCGGGACGUCGUCGUUCCUGGACAAGUUCAAGGACUCGGGCGACGCGAACCUGAUCGGGCAGUUCGGCGUGGGCUUCUACUCGGUGUACCUCGUGGCGGACCACGUCGAGGUGGUGACGAAGCACAGCGAGGACAAGCAGUACAUCUGGGAGAGCACCGCGGACGGGUCGUUCGCGAUCACGGAGGACAAGGAGAACGAGCCGCUCGGGCGCGGCACGAUGCUCAAGCUGCACCUGAAGAAGGACGCGGAGGAGUUCCUCGAGCCGUCGAACCUCGAGGCGCUGGUGCACAAGUACUCCGAGUUCAUCAACUUCCCGAUCCUGCUCGAGAAGGAGAAGGAGGUCGAGGUCGAGGUGCCCGUCGAGGACGACGAGGUCGGCGAGGACGAGGCGGACGCCGAGGACGACGCGGAGAAGGAGGGGGACGAGGACGCCGAGGACGCCGAGGACGAGGAGGGCGACGAGGAGGCGAAGACGCGGACGGAGAAGCGCAAGGUGCGGGAGUGGGAGAAGCUGAACCCGCACAAGGCCAUGUGGCUGCGGUCCCCGAGCGAGAUCAGCGAGGAGGAGUACGACGACUUCUUCAAGGCCCUGACCAAGGGGUCCGCGAGCCACCUCGCGCACUCGCACUUCAAGGCCGAGGGCGACGUUGAGUUCCGCGCGCUGCUGUACGUGCCCAAGAGCGCGCCGUGGGACUUCUACGACAACUUCUACCAGCGCCAGGCCAACGUGAAGCUCUACGUGCGGCGCGUGUUCAUCACCGACGACUACGAGGACAUGCUCCCGCGGUACCUCUCGUUCCUCGUCGGCGUCAUCGACUCGGACACGCUCCCGCUCAACAUCUCGCGCGAGCAGCUCCAGCAGUCCCAGGCCCUCAAGACCAUCAAGAAGAAGCUGGUCCGCAAGGCCCUCGACAUGAUCAAGAAGCUCGCCGACGACGAGCGGAGGGCGAGGGCGCGCGCGGAGGGCGAGGACGGCGAGGAGGGCGAGGAGGGCGGCGACGGGAAGGACCUCGAGGCGGUCAAGUCGCAGUACAGCAACUUCUGGAACGAGUUCGGCAAGGCGCUGAAGAUGGGCAUCAUCGAGGACGCCGCGAACCGGCACCGCCUGGCCAAGCUGCUGCGCUUCCACUCGAGCGCGUCGCCGGACGAGCUGACGUCGCUGGACGACUACAUCGGGCGCAUGAAGGAGGGCCAGAAGAACAUCUUCUACGUGUCGGGCGGGAGCAUGGACGAGCUGAAGAAGUCGCCGUUCGUGGAGCGCCUGAUCAAGAAGGGGUACGAGGUGAUCUUCUUCGGGGAGCCCGCGGACGAGUUCAUGAUGCAGAGCCUGGUCGAGUUUGACGACUUCAAGUUCCAGAACGCGUCCAAGGAGGACCUCAAGAUCGACGACCGCGAGGAGAAGAAGGCGUUCAAGAAGAUCAAGGAGGAGUUCAAGCCGCUCGUCAAGUGGUGGAAGGAGGCGCUCGCGUCCGAGUCGGACCUGGACCAGGUCAAGGUGUCCAACCGGCUGGCCGAGACGCCCUGCGUGGUGGUCACGUCCAAGUACGGCUGGUCCGCGCAGAUGGAGAAGCUCAUGAAGGCGCAGGCGCUCGCCAACAACCAGAAGCACGCCUUCAUGCGCGGCCGCAAGACCCUCGAGAUCAACCCCCACCACCCCAUGGUCCAGUACCUCAAGGACCAGGUCGCGGACGCCGAGGAGGGCGAGGCCAGCGCCGAGGCCGCCAUGACCGCCAAGGUCAUGUACCAGGUCGCGCUGCUCGAGUCCGGGUUCGACGUCGCGGACCCGCAGGCGUUCAGCCGCGACGUCUACAGCGUGCUGCGCCGCGCGGCCGGCGACGAGGCCAUCCCGGAGCCCGACGCCAAGGCCGACGACCAGCUCGACGCCGAGGCGGAGGCCGAGCAGCCGGAGGCGGAGGAGCAGGACGGCGACGUCGAGGGCGGGGAGGAGGACGACUACGAGGAGGAGGACGCCGGCGGCGACGAGCACGAGGAGCUGUGA